This is a messenger RNA of Strongylus vulgaris, 294 nucleotides long. Lineage: Eukaryota; Metazoa; Nematoda; Chromadorea; Rhabditida; Strongylidae. The record is from the annotation of a GenBank genome assembly.
ACCACUCGUCCACCGCGAGAAGGUGAAAUUGACGGCGAACAUUACCGAUUUGUAUCUGUGGACGAGUUUACUCGAUUACAAACAGAAGGAAUGCUAUUGGAACAUGGUACCUAUCAAGCCUUCAUAAAUCUACUAUUUCACAUCUAUUGGACAACUAGAACAAAUUACUUUCAUGAUCGUUGCGUUCGAUAUGCAAAUGUGACCUCAAAUACGGAGUUAAUGCGCUUUGUGCCAGUUCUACAUCUACUCCACGAAGUCAUUCAUCCGAUCGUAGUUGUUCGAAACGACCAAUAA